Aspergillus nidulans FGSC A4 is the source of this 2074-nucleotide messenger RNA. Its product is annotated as SMI1/KNR4 family protein. The transcript is spliced from 2 exons. Gene Ontology annotation, biological process: cell wall biogenesis. The record is from RefSeq and is a predicted model, not a curated record. Gene Ontology annotation, molecular function: protein-macromolecule adaptor activity. The coding region runs from base 374 to 1909 and encodes 511 amino acids. NCBI's taxonomy places the organism in Eukaryota, Fungi, Ascomycota, Eurotiomycetes, Eurotiales, Aspergillaceae. Gene Ontology annotation, cellular component: cell division site.
UCGCUGUCCUGACGCUGUUCUCCCUCUUUCUUGAGGAAAGCAUCAUUUCUAUCGCAUGCCAUUCCAGCCAGUGCUUUAACUUCUCUUUCUCCCCUGGCUAGCCUCAAACCACCUCCUCACUCCUUGCUCUCACCUCAAAAGAACGAAUCAAGCUCCAAUUUUAACACACUCAUUUUUUUCUUCCCUUAAAUCCAACUUCUGCACGUCCGUUCAACCCUUUAAUUCUCCCUUUCUCGCUCUGGAAACCGUCUGUCUUCUUCAACCCCUCUUGCAUGCCCUUUAUCCAAUGAUCCGUUGGCGCUUUGCAUAAGAUCUUGGAAGUGAACCGGGUGUGUUUAUUGUUGCACUGCUUCUCUCCUGUUGAUUGACCACCAUGUCAAACCCCUUUGGUUCAGCAUGGCGCUCCUUUUGGCACACGAUGACCUCCUACGACCGGCACGCGUCCCACGACUCUCCAUAUCGAACAGGUAAACAUGUACCUCUCAGUCAAAGCCGGCAUGAGCCUCUCACAUCCAUCGCGACAAGCGCGAUCGAGUCCCGACCGGACCUCACCAGCCCUUACGAGGACGAGCAAGCGAAUGGAAUCAGUUCUCCAAGUCGCCCUUAUUCCCCUGGGAUGCGAUCAAUGUCCUCUCAAGCCCGUCGGUCAGCAGACCACGGCGCGGAAGGGGUUCCGGAGAUUCAAAUGCAAAGCUUCCACGAUGGGGCGCCACCUCCCCCUCCUGUGUCCCAUUCUUGGAGAAAAAUAGAACGAUGGCUAGAGCACAAUUACGAAGAGCUCUACGAUAACCUCUGUGAAGGGUGCACUCAGAAUGAUAUCAACGAGCUAGAACAUGAACUAGAUUGCAGCCUACCAUUAGAGGUUCGGGAAUCUCUGAUGAGUCAUGAUGGUCAAGAACGACCGGGUCUACCUACUGGUAUUAUCUUUGGCUGUAUGCUUCUCGACUGCGAGGAAAUUGUUCAAGAGUGGAAGAACUGGAGGACGGUGAACGAGGAGUUCCUCGCUUCCCCAUCGACAGUCAAUACUCCCCUUCCGAAGGCCACGGCCAGCUCAUCGUCCGCUCCCCCACCCCCUCAGGCGUCAAACCCGUUGUGGAGACAGGAAUUGCUCGAACGACAAGACUCACAGCCUCCAGGCGCCGUCCAGAAGGCCUAUGCUCAUCCCGCUUGGAUUCCCCUUGCUCGCGAUUGGGGCGGCAACUGCAUCGCAAUCGACUUGGCCCCAGGGCCCGCCGGGAAAUGGGGUCAAGUCAUCAUUUUCGGCCGAGACUACGAUUGUAAAUAUGUGAUUGCCCGAUCUUGGGCCGCUUUCCUUGCAGUGUUCUCGGACGACCUCUGCGGCGGUAAGGCUGUUGUGGACGAGGAUUCGAACGAGCUGAAACUCUUGGAAUUCAAGGCUCAGAAUGUGGAACCACCUUACCUAGAAAUAAUGCGUUGGAGAACGGAUCAAAAAUACGGCCGGAAGCAACCUCGCCGCAAGGCCCCGAACGGCUUAGGCCUCAGCACUGGCAGCAGAUCUGGAAAAGAGUCUCCUUACGGGAGCCCUGGACCCAGUGAAGAACGUGGAAGGUCACCACACCGUUUUCCGAAUCGCGGUUCGGCUCAAAGCCCCAAGAUGCAAUUCGGUAUAUCGAGUCCACUCGCUCGCGUCACCGAGGAAGUAUCGAGUCCGGUACACGGUAGUGCGGAAAGCGAAGUCGUUGAUGAGGGCAAUAAACACGGUACGAAAGAGUCUCAGGCCGAAGAUUUACUGGAGGUUGCGCCUCAAAAGGCUUCCGGAAAGGAGAACGAGGCGCUUGAAGAGCAACCGCCGGCGAAUAAGGCUGACACUGAAAGGUCGCAAAAACGCGAGUCUACGCCUGGCUCGGAUAACGAAGUCCUAGGCGAGAUGAAGAAUGUCGCUAUCUAAGCUACGGUCGUAUGUCUGUUCUCUCUAUGUUUUGGGUCCGCAUAUCAUGAACAACUUCAUUUCGCCGUUUUCGCGCGGGCUUCUCAUCUAUCAUUACCUGAAGUGUAUCCGGUGCAGUCGCUGAAACGAUGGGGUCCUUGAAGAUGUCUUUUCUUUUUUUUAUUU